GAUGAGUGGAGCUGGAGGUGGAGAGCAGUCCCUGUUCUUUCUAAUUCUCCCUGACCUGAGGAAGCUGUGCUGUGUCACCCUGUCCUUGCAGUCUGAUGACGGAGAAGUGAGAAACAAGCAGGUGAAAACAUGCAGGUGAGACAGCUGCUCAGAGUUUGCUUGGAGGUUGCUUGAAUAAAUACAGGUUCUUAUUUUUUGAUUGAUGAAUUAAAGGAGGCAAAGUUCAAAAUGCCCAAUCUCUUCUUAACCCAAUGGUAAUGUAUUUAUCUUUCUGUAAGAAACUCAGGUUGUUUUUGAAUGAAUUAUGAAAACCUUUGAGGUGCAAAAAGGUUGCACAGUUCUUCUCUAGUUUAAAAUCGACUUUUUACAUUUUUAUUAAAGUGCAUUGUUGCUGUUCUCAGGUUAAUAAGCAGACCAAUUGAAUUAACUUUCCUAUAUUCACUUUCAGGGAGCUGUUGUUAUUGUAUGCAGACAUCAUUGCCUCUCCGGUAUUGGGGUGCUUCUCGGAGAUCACAGUGGUGAUGGCGGUAAGUCUGCACUCAAGUCCGUAUUUAAUAGUCCAUGAAACAUACUAAUCUCCCGUGGGCAAAUUCUGCGUGUAGACCGAGUGAAUCUGCCAGGACUGAAUGGGAUGUGUGAUAUCCGAGCAACAUUAGUUCCGGUUUUUAGGUUUUCAUGUCUGGUUAUUUGGACAUAUCAGGAUUGGGUGAAGGUGGUGCUUUGGCUGUGAGUUUCCAUUUGCGAGGGUGAAGACUUUGCCGGAACACUCAAUUUCUAACACGUUUGAACACAGAAGUUAAUCAGGCAGCUGACCAAAUUACACAAAAUUUUACUUCUGGUUAACGUUUGGCAAAAUGUACUUGUGGCAACAAGCCAACACAAUACUUUUUCUCCUGCAAAUAUUUUAGUAAGAUGAUGAUACACUUUUUGAAACAAUCAGUUGAAAAUCAUGCAUUUAUGAAUUGUGUGAAAUGUAUUUUACUCAGUAUUGUCAGUAGUUCCCCUGUAUACUUUGUCUCAUACACUUUCAUUAGUAUGAUUACCAAUGACUGCACUAAAUCAGGUCAUUGGAGCCUUUGAUCUGGCUUGUUUACCAAUUGUUGGAGGUUAUGUAAGAGCACAGUGAGUAAAACACCACCUUCACAUGCCAUGUAACAUGACACCAACAAGGUGUGCACGCAAGGGAGGCUUUGUCACGACUCUCCAAUCAUAGGAAAUUGUUUGUUUUUCUUAGAGGGAGAUAUAUGGGUUGUGUUCAUUAGGCACCAAAUGGAAGCCAAUGGACUGAAACGGGAAAGGACUUCCUGGACUUGUCAAAUAACAAACGCUCAUUGUCGAUUUCAGUUGCAAAAAGUUUGAAGGCAGUUUCCGUUGCAUGCCCUAAUGAACACAACCCUGGAUUUUCUAUGGAUUUUGAGGAGGGAUUUACCCCGUUUCACAUUGCACGAUUACACAAUUGGCUUCUCUCUCUAAUCUAUCAUUGUAACUCAAUUAAAUUGUAGUGUUUAAUAAUCUUAUAUGGAAUGGGUAGCAUAAUGCGACAUAAACGGGUACUCUUUCAUUUAUUAAUUCAUCCACUGAAAUACUGUCUCUGGUUUAAAUGGAUGAUGUAAAGAGGUUAAUAGUGCGUGAGAAAAUGAGAAAUGUGUGUGCGUGUGAUGUGUGAGUGAGUGUAACUUAUGUGUCUGCGUGCCUGCACGUCUCCUGCAGAGGCAUGUUGCAUGCAACCCAAAAUGGUUGGUCUGCAAUCCAAACACUGUCAUUUUUUUCACCCCUUCUGGAUUGUAGCCAAAAUAAUAGAAAAACUAAAAACAAUAUUAUAAUUGUCCAAAUGUAGUAUCAUUUUAAGCUGCGUAUAAUGGUUUGAGCUGCUUUACAAAAACAUAGAAACAACAGGUUCUCCAUAUUUUAAUCUUAAUUUCAAACAAAAACAAUGAAUGGUUUUCUAUUUGUGAAACACCAAUAACUUCCUAACUGGAAAAUCUGCAUGAUUAACCCCUGCAUGUAAACAUGUAAUCUACAUUGUGCAUCUGCUCCAGCACUCCAUUUGCUUUCACUAGUGCUCCACACACAGUUCUGGUGAAUCAUUGACUGUGUUGCAGUUGUUUAACAAUCUUCCCUUUAACCGAGUGUGUCAGCAGAAGACUCAAUGAUCCCUUGUUUGACCAAAUAAUUGUUUGUUUCAUAUUAUUGAAUUCAAACUUUUCCCCCUAACAGAUUCCCUUUUUUAAGAGAGGAAUAGUACAAGCUUAUGUACAACGACACAGUCUGCAGGUAAGCUUGGGCUGGCCUAGUUGUCAUUCACUCUCACUCAUUACUUCUGCAAUUUUGACCAAGUUUAGAAACCAAUUCAGAUAAAUGUUUUAUGAGUAUGUUAGUUUUACAUUCAUUAUCCACAUCCACGUUUUAAAUAUAAUUGUAUGUCAAACAGUUGUUUUUCAUGAAAUGUGAGAUAUUUUGUUCUUACUGCUGUUAUUUUCUACUUGUGAGGUCUUGCCCGGCUUUUCCUGUGACCCCUUAAAUGCUCACUUCAGUAAUUGGUCCCCUGGUUGAGAAUCACUGAUAUAGAAUGCAGUAUCAUAGACAGGUGGAUGAUGUCUAGUCAGUUAAGUUACAUGUAGUUUCUCUGUGUUGUGUUUGGGCAGAUGGGCUCUCCUCAGAGGGUUCUCCCUGGUAUUCUGCAGACCUGUCUGUCCUACUCCUUGACCAGCAGGCUGGCUCCAAACUGGAACAAAGUCGGACAGUUCCUUAUUGCUGGUUUGUACUAGUACUGUAUAUAGGAAUAUGGAAUUAAUAUAAUGGCACUGUUUUAUGUUAGUAAUAUUGUUAUUGGCUAGUUAUUAUGAUAUACAGUAGUUAGCCUACCACCUGUCUGUUUUAUCUAGGAGAGGAGAUCGAUGAGGCCUUCUUUCUAAAUUGUAUUGUUUUGAACUCAUCCAUCAUGGCUGCCGGAAUUUCCCUAAUCCAUGGUAUUUUCCAUUGCCCUUUUUAUGGCUCAUCAUCAAAUUAAAGCGUUUGUCAUUUACAAAGUAAGAAAAGCGGAUAGUUAAUAGACUGUUACAGGUCCCAUUCUCUUGGGCCUGAUAACAUUGAAUUAUUUCCGAACAGGGGCCCUUUCCCUGUCUUUCCUGGAAUUCUGUUUCUAGUUGGAAGUGAUUUCGCUAGACGGUUGCAAAGGUCACUGUUUAAUCGCAGUCCUGUUGAGAAGGCAUAUCUAUAAUCGCAGUGACUCUGCAAAUAUGUUACGCCACCCUCCAUUACCUUCACCUUGGGCCUAUUUUAUAUGACAUUGAGUAUUUGAUUCACACACACACGCACACAUACAGUACCACUCAAAAGUUUGGACACACCUACUCAUUCAAGGGUUUUUCUUAAUUGUUACUAUUAUUGUAGAAUAAUAGUGAAUACAUCAAAACAAUGAAAUAACACAUAUGGAAUCAUGUACAGUGAGGGAAAAAAGUAUUUGAUCCCCUGCUGAUUUUGUACGUUUGCCCACUGACAAAUAAAUUAUCAGUCUAUAAUUUUAAUGGUAGGUUUAUUUGAACAGUGAGAGACAGAAUAACAACUAAAAAAUCCGGAGAAACGCAUGUCAAUGAGGGAAAUAAGUAUUUGACCCCCUCUCAAUCAGAAAGAUUUCUGGCUCCCAGGUGUCUUUUAUACAGGUAACGAGCUGAGAUUAGGAGCACACUCUUAAAGGGAGUGCUCCUAAUCUCAGCUUGUUACCUGUAUAAAGGACACCUGUCCACAGAAGCAAUCAAUCAAUCAGAUUCCAAACUCUCCACCAUGGCCAAGACCAAAGAGGAUGUCAGGGACAAGAUUGUAGACCUACACAAGGCUGGAAUGGGCUACAAGACCAUCGUCAAGCAGCUUGGUGAGAAGGUGACAACAGUUGGUGCGAUUAUUUUGCAAAUGGACAAAACACAAAAGAACUGUCAAUCUCCCACGGCCUGGGGCUCCAUGCAAGAUCUCACCUCGUGGAGUUGCAAUGAUCAUGAGAACGGUGAGGAAUCAGCCCAGAACUACACGGGAGGAUCUUAUCAAUGAUCUCAAGGCAGCUGGGACCAUAGUCACCAAGAAAACAAUUGGUAACACACUACGCCGUGAAGGACUGAAAUCUUGCAGCGCCCGCAAGGUCCCCCUGCUCAAGAAAGCACAUAUACAGGCCCGUCUGAAGUUUGCCAAUGAACAUCUGAAUGAUUCAGAGGAUAACUGGGUGAAAGUGUUGUGGUCAGAUGAGACCAAAAUGGAGCUCUUUGGCAUCAACUCAACUCGCCGUGUUUGGAGGAGGAGGAAUGCUGCCUAUGACCCCAAGAACACCAUCCCCACCGUCAAACAUGGAGGUGGAAACAUUAUGCUUUGGGGAUGUUUUUCUGCUAAGGGGACAGGACAACUUCACCGGAUCAAAGGGACGAUGGACGGGGCCAUGUACCGUCAAAUCUUUGGUGAGAACCUCCUUCCCUCAGCCAGGGCAUUGAAAAUGGGUCGUGGAUGGGUAUUCCAGCAUGACAAUGACCCAAAACACACGGCCAAGGCAACAAAGGAGUGGCUCAAGAAGAGGCAAAUUAAGGUCCUGGAGUGGCCUAGCCAGUCUCCAGACCUUAAUCCCAUAGAACAUCUGUGGAGGGUGCUGAAGGUUCGAGUUGCCAAACGUCAGCCUCGAAACCUUAAUGACUUGGAGAAGAUCUGCUGAGAUGUGUGCAAACCUGGUGGCCAACUACAAGAAACGUCUGACCUCUGUGGUUGCCAACAAGGGUUUUGCCACCAAGUACUAAGUCAUGUUUUGCAGAGGGGUCAAAUACUUAUUUCCCUCAUUAAAAUGCAAAUACAUUUAUAACAUUUUUGACAUGCGUUUUUCUGAAUGUUGUUGUUGUUAUUCUGUCUCUCACUGUUCAAAUAAACCUACCAUUAAAAUUAUAGACUGAUCAUGUCUUUGUCAAUGGGCAAACGUACAAAAUCAGCAGGGGAUCAAAUACUUUUUUUUCCUCACUGUAGUAACCAAAAAAGCGUUAAACAAAUCAAAAUAUAUUUUAUAUUUGGGAUUCUUCAAAUAGCCACCCUUUGCCUUAAUGACAGCUUUGCACACUCUUGGCAUUCUCUCAACCAGCUUCACCGGGAAUGCUUUUCCAACAUUCUUGAAGGAGUUCCCACAUAUGCUAAGCACUUGUUGGCUGCUUUUCCUUCACUCUGCCGUCCGACUCAUCUCAAACCAUCUCAGUUGGGUUGAGGUCGGGGGAUUGUGGAGGCCAGGUCAUCUGAUGCAGUACUCCGUCACUCUUCUUGGUAAAAUAGCCCUUAUACAGCCUGGAGGUGUGUUGGGUCAUUGUCCUGUUGAAAAACAAAUGAUAGUCCCACUAAGCCCAAACCAGAUGGGAUGGUGUAUCGCUGCAGAAUGCUGUGGUAGCCAUGCUGGUUAAGUGUGCCUUGAAUUCGAAAUAAAUCACAGACAGUGUCACCAGCAAAGCACCCCCACACCAUAACACCUCCUCCUCCAUGCUUUACGGUGGGAAAUACACAUGCGGAGAUCAUCCGUUCACCCACACUGCGUCUCACAAAGACACGGCGGUUGGAACCAAAAAUCUCAAAUUUGGACUCCAGACCAAAGGACAAAUUUCCACUAGUCUAACGUCCAUUGGUCGUGUUUCUUGGCCCAAGCAGGUCACUUCUUCUUAUUGGUGUCCUUUAGUAGUGGUUUCUUUGCAGCAAUUCGACCAUGAAGGCCUGAUUCACACAGUCCCCUCUGAACAGUUGAUAUUGAUAUGUGUCUGUUACUUGAACUCUGUGAAGCAUAUAUUUGGGCUGCAAUUUCUGAGGCUGGUAACUCUAAUGAACUUAUCCUCUGCAGCAGAGGUAAUUCUGGGUCUUCCUUUCCUAUGGCGGUCCUCAUGAGAGCCAGUUUCAUCAUAGCGCUUGAUGGUUUUUGCAACUGCACUUGAAGAAACUUUCAAAGUUCUUGAAAUGUUCCGUAUUGACUGACCUUCAUGUCUUAAAGUAAUGAUGGACUGUCGUUUCUCUUUGCUUAUUUGAGCUGUUCUUGACAUAAUAUGGACUUGGUCUUUAACCAAAUAGGGCUAUCUUCUGUAUACCCCCCACUACCUUGUCACAACACAACUGAUUGGCUCAAACGCAUUAAGAGGGAAAUAAUUUCCACAAAUGAACUUUUAAGAAGGCACACCUGUUAAUUGAAAUGCAUUCCAGGUGAUUACCUCAUGAAGCUGUUUGAGAGAAUGCCAAGAGUGUGCAAAGCUGUCAUCAAGGCAAAGGGUGGCUAUUUGAAGAAUCUCAAAUAUAAAAUAUAUUUUGAUUUGUUUAACGCUUUUUUGGUUACAACAUGAUUCCAUAUGUGUUAUUUCAUAGUUUUGAUGUCUUCACUAUUAUUCUACAAUGUAGAAAAUAGUAAAAAUAAAGAAAAACCCUUGAAUGAGUAGAUGGAUGGGAUCCAUGAACAGCCUGUCUGGCACUUAUUUAGAUUACGACUAUGAGAACAGUGCUGCUUAGACAACUACAGUAAUGUUAUCGUUAAUGCUGCAUCAUUACUGCCGUUGCAUCUCUCACAAGCCCCCCAGCCCCCAUAAUCUAUAAAUAAAUUAAGUUGAUUUUUUUAUAACACCAUCUCAAGAGCCUGGCCAAGAGGAGAGAAAAUGUAUCUGAUGUCCUCCAAAUCCUUUAUGUUUUACAUGAGCGUGUCCAGGUCUUAUGAUAGCAGACCGGGCAAAGGACAGACUGUCCUUCGACUUGGAGUUCGUUCCGUGCUAAACGUGACCUUCCUUGCCAACUGUAUUCUUUUUUAUCUAGUCCUUCAUGGCUGCCAGAAUGACACACACGUACACACACACGUAUGCAUGCGCGCACAUACACACACACACAGAGAGAGAGACACACACGUCUCACACGCACGCGCACACACACACGAACACACACACAGAGAGAGAGACACACACUGAUCAAUAGAUGACUAGUACUAAUCCAACUAUAUUGUACUGCAACAACACUACUCUAUGUUUGAUGACUUAACCAUGUCUGUUGAUCUUGUUCACUUUCUAGGGAGGGAUUUUCUGGCUGAUUCGGGGAAGCUCAAUGCCAUUGGUAGGUGUUUGAGUGUGAAUGAUCACCUGUUACACUUUCAGUAUCCUUUACAACAUUGGUUUAGAAAUUAUUUGAGCUAUUUAUGCUAUUUCUCACAACCUUUAACCUUUAGCUCUCGAACCACAGUGGUAUACGCAGAGCCAUAUAUAGAGAUAUAGAGGUCACUAUACUAUAUAUGGCUCUGGGUUUAAGGUUUCCUAUAGUGGAAAGGCUAUAAUAACAAUUCUAGUUGCUAUAACCAAAUGCAUUAGGCUUAAUUCUGAGUUAUUGUUAAUUGCUCAGUAAAUGACAAAUCUUAGGACAUACAGUGGGGAGAACAAGUAUUUGAAACACUGCCGAUUUUGCAGGUUUUCCUACUUACAAAGCAUGUAGAGGUCUGUAAUUUUUAUAAUAGGUACACUUCAACUGUGAGAGACGGAAUCUAAAACAAAAAUCCAGAAAAUCACAUUGUAUGAUUUUUAAGUAAUUAAUUUGCAUUUUAUUGCAUGAUAUAAGUAUUUGAUCACCUACCAACCAGUAAGAAUUCCGGCUCUCACAGACCUGUUAGUUUUUCUUUAAGAAGCCCUCCUGUUCUCCACUCAUUACCUGUAUUAACUGCACUUGUUUGAACUCGUUACCUGUAUAAAAGACACCUGUCCACACACUCAAUCAAACAGACUCCAACAUCUCCACAAUGGCCAAGACCAUAGAGCUGUGUAAGGACAUUUACAUUACAUUUACGUCAUUUAGCAGACGCUCUUAUCCAGAGCGACUUACAAAUUGGUGCAUUUACCUUAUAGCCAUUGGGAUAACCAAUUGACAAUAUUUUCUUCUUUUUUUUAUAAAUAUUUUUAAUUUUGUGCUAAUCUUUUUUUUUAAUAUUUAUUUUGUUCUUUUUUUUUUUUUUCUAUAUAUAUUUUUUUUUUCUUUUAAUUUUCUUUUUUUUAUUUAUUUAUUUAUUUUUUGGGGGGGGGGGGGUGUAGAAGGAUUACUUUAUCCUAUCCCAGGUAUUCCUUAAAGAGGUGGGGUUUCAAAUGUCUCCGGAAGGUGGUGAGUGACUCCGCUGUCCUGGCGUCGUGAGGGAGCUUGUUCCACCAUUGGGGUGCCAGAGCAGCGAACAAGGACAUCAGGGAUAAAAUUGUAGACCUGCACAAGGCUGGGAUGGGCUACAGGACAAUAGGCAAGCAGCUUGGUGAGAAGGCAACAACUGUUGGCGCAAUUAUUACAAAAUGGAAGAAGUUCAAGAUGACGAGGGGCUCCAUGCAAGAUCUCACCUCGUGGGGCAUCAAUGAUCAUGAGGAAGGUGAGGGAUCAGCCCAGAACUACACGGCAGGACCUGGUCAAUGACCUGAAGAGAGCUGGGACCACAGUCUCAAAGAAAACCAUUAGUAACACACUACGCCGUCAUGGAUUAAAAUCCUGCAGCACUCGCAAGGUCCCCCUGCUCAAGCCAGCGCAUGUCCAGGCCCGUCUGAAGUUUGCCAAUGACCAUCUGGAUGAUCCAGAGGAGGAAUGGGAGAAGGUCAUGUGGUCUGAUGAGACAAAAAUAUAACUUUUUGGUCUAAACUCCACUCGCCGUGUUUGGAGGAAGAAGAAUGAUGAGUACAACCCCAAGAACACCAUCCCAACCGUGAAGCAUGGAGGUGGAAACAUCAUUCUUUGGGGAUGCUUUUCUGCAAAGGGGACAAGAGGACUGCACCGUAUUGAGGGGAGGAUGGAUGGGGCCAUGUAUCGCGAGAUCUUGGCCAACAACCUCCUUCCCUCAGUAAGAGCAUUGAAGAUGGGUCAUGGCUGGGUCUUCCAGCAUGACAACGACCCAAAACACACAGCCAGGGCAACUAAGGAGUGGCUCCGUAAGAAGCAUCUCAAGGUCCUGGAGUGGCCUAGCCAGUCUCCAGACCUGAACCCAAUAGAACAUCUUUGGAGGGAGCUGAAAGUCCGUAUUGCCCAGUGACAGCCCCGAAACCUGAAGGAUCUGGAGAAGGUCUGUAUGGAGGAGUGGGCCAAAAUCCCUGCUGCAGUGUGUGCAAACCUGGUCAAGACCUACAGGAAACGUAUGAUCUCUGUAAUUGCAAACAAAGGUUUCUGUACCAAAUAUUAAGUUUUGCUUUUCUGAUGUAUCAAAUACUUAUGUCAUGCAAUAAAAUGCAAAUUAAUUACUUAAAAAUCAUACAAUGUGAUUUUCUGGAUUUUUGUUUUAGAUUCCGUCUCUCACAGUUGAAGUGUACCUAUGAUAAAAAUUACAGACCUCUACAUGCUUUGUAAGUUGGAAAACCUGCAAAAUCGGCAGUGUAUCAAAUACUUGUUCUCCCCACUGUAGUCAAUUUAAAUAGUCCUCACCAUGUAUCACCAGUUUUUGGUCAUUGUGAGUGGUUAGCAUCUGUUGUUGUAGCCUCUGUAACUUUUAUACUCAUCAUUAUUCAUGAUUUCUCUCAAAUGUUGUGCACAGAUUUGUUUACAUCCCUGUUUGUGAGCAUUUCUCUUUUGCCAAGAUAAUCCAUUGACCUGACAGGUGUGGCAUAUCAAGAAGCUGAUUAAACAGCAUGAUCAUUACACAGGUGCACCUUGUGCUGGGGACAAUAAAAGGCCACUCUAAAAUGUGCAGUUUUGACACACAAGACAAUGCCACAGAUGUCUCAAGUUUUGAGGGCGCGUGCAAUUAGCAUGCUGACUGCAGGAAUGUCAACCAGAGCUAUUGUCAGAUAAUUUAAUGUUCUGAAACAAAGUUGAAAAUGUCCCAGUUCUUCCAUGGCCUGCAUACUCACCAGACAUGUCACCCAUUGAGCAUGUUUGGGAUGCUCUGGAUUGACGUGUACGACAGCUUGUUCCAGUUCCCGCCAAUAUCCAGCAACUUCGCACAGCCAUUAAAGAGGAGUGGGACAACAUGUGUCGCGCUGCAUGAGGCAAAUGGUGGUCACACCAGAUACUGACUGGGUGUCUGAUCCACACCUCUACCUUUUUUUUAAGGUAUCUGUGACCAAGUCAUGUGAAAUCCAUAGAUUAGGGCCUAAUUUAUUUAUUUAAAUUGACUGAUUUCCUUAUAUGAACUGUAAUUCAGUAAAAUCUUUGAAUUGUUAUAUGUUGCAUUUAUAUUUUUGUUCAAUAUACUUAGUAAGACUACUUAGUCUACUAAUUUCAGACUACUUCAAUACACUAUAAGUCAAUUUGUCCAAAUACUUGGGGGACUAGAUAUAUAAAGCACUUUUAUGUCUAAAUGGUCAAACAGAUAUUUAAUACAAUUUCCCUUAAAUAAAAGGUGACAUUCUGUACUAUCUUGUCACUUCCUGAUGGGCCGCCCCCAGGUGUUAAGGGUAGGCAACAACACGUCUGCCACGCUGAUCCUCAACACUGGGGCCCCUCAGGGGUGCGUGCUUAGUCCCCUCCUGUACUCCCUGUUCACCCACGACUGCGUGGCCAAGUACGACUCCAACACCAUCAUUACAUUUGCUGACGACACAACAGUGGUAGGCCUGAUCACCGACAACAGUGAGACAGCCUAUAGGGAGGAGGUCAGAGACCUGGCAGUGUGGUGCCAGGAUAACAACCUCUCCCUCAAUGUGAGCAAGACAAAGGAGCUGAUCGUGGACUACAGGAAAAGGAGGGCCGAACAGGCCCCCAUUAACAUCGACGCGACUGUAGUGGAGCGGGUCGAGAGUAUCAAGUUCCUUUGUGUCCACAUCACCAACAAACUAUCAUGGUCCAAACACACCAAACAGUGGUGGAGAGGGCACGACAACACCUUUUCCCCCUCAGGAGACUGAAAAGAUUUAGCACGGGUCCCCAGAUCCUCAAAAGGUUAUACAGCUGCACCAUCGAGAGCAUCCUGACCGGUUGCAUCAUCGCCUGGUAUGGCAACUGUUCGGCAUCCGACCGUAAGGCGCUACAGAGGGUAGUGCGUACGGCCCAGUACAUCACUGGGGCCAAACUUCCUGCAAUCCAGGACCUAUAUACUAGGCGGUGUCAGAGAAAGGCCCAGAAAAUGGUCAAAGACUCCAGUCACCCAAGCCAUAGACUGUUCUCUCUGCUACCGCACGGCAAGCAGUACCGGAGCGCCAAGCCUAGGUCCAAAAGGCUCCUUAACAGCUUCUACCCCCAAGCCAUAAGACUGCUGAACAAUUAAUCAAAUGGCCACCUGGACUAUUUACAUUGACACCCCCCUUUUGUUUUUACACUGCUGCUACUCGCUGUUUAUUAUCUAUGCAUAGUCACUUUACCCCUACCUACAUGUACAAAUUACCUCGACUAACCUGUACCCCCGCACAUUGACUCUGUACAGGUACCCCCUGUAUAUAGCCUCGUUAUUGUUAUUUUAUUGUGUUACUUUUUAUUUUUAUUUUUACUUUAGUUUAUUAAGUAAAUAUUUUCUUAACUUUAUUUAUUGAACUGCAUUGUUGGUUAAGGGCUUGUAAGUCAGCAUUUCAUGGUAAGGUCUACACCUGUUGUAUUCGGCGCAUGUGACAAAUACAAUUUGAAUUGAUUUGAUCUCAAAUUCAAAUUGCUGGGCUGUAGCUUUAAUGUCCAAAUACAUAUGGUGAGGACUGUACAGGACUGUACUGUACAUAUAAACUUCCACCUGACAUUGACAUGGCAUGACUAAGUGAAAAAUCAACUUGAGUAGAAAGAUGUUAGUAUUCACCCCUGUACAGAUGUAUUUGACGGAAUUAUAUAGAAUUUUUUUUAGGGGUAUUUAGGCCACUUUAAAAUGAAGUGUUACCAGCCUCUAAUCCAACAGAAUGACAAGGUUCAAUGUUUCCAUUGCCAGUGAUGGAGCUGAGUGCCAAUGAGAGCCAGCUGUGUGUCAGUGUGGAGGCCAACACUGUCCGACUCCCUCCAACCAGGGUGAGCCCAGCAGCCAGUCAAAACACCCCUACGUACUCACUCACUCACUCACACACACGCACACGUACGCACGCACACACACACACACACACACACACACACACACACACACACACACACACACACACACACACACACACACAAUGCUGUAAAAAUAAAAGCAGUGGUCUCACUGUCUGAUCUUCCAUAGAACACUGCUAAAACAGUACGUUAGAAGAACCAAACCUAACAAGGGCCUAUUCACUGGCAAUUCUCCCCCAACACAAUGUAUUGUACCAUGCAUCACACUGCCAGACAGACAAUAACAAACUACACACCUUCAUCAAGUAUUUUUACCUUAACCAUUCAUCAGGUUGUCAUUAUAAUCAUUUGUUCUCAGAGCCUUCUAUUUAAAUUCUCAUUAGUUAUCUCUAGUUGUACUCAGUAACAUGUAUUUUUUAAGGAUUUUAUGGUUGACUUUUAGUUGGCGGACUUUGACAUCCCUCCCAUGGUCCUGAGGAACUUCCAUAGCCAGCCAGAUGCUGUUAUCCAGACCUUCUCAAUGUCCAGCAACUGGUGUUACAUUCUGCCAAGGUCAGCACUUUGACAUGUUUUAUUUUCCUUUUAAAGGUAGACUCAGCAAUUUCACAGCAGUCACGUCAUCACAUUUUGGUCGACGCUUUUAUCCACAGCGACUUACAGUAGAGUGCAUACAUUUUCAUACUUUUUUCAUACUGGUCCCCUGUGGGAAUCGAACCCACAACCCUAGCGUUGCAAGCACCAUGCAGAUUAUUUCAGUAUUCAUAAUAACAAGUGUUACGAGCACACAGGCAGCGGUUUGUACACACGUACGUGCACACAGGCAGGAAUUUGAAAAAAAAGACACUGUAAACCAGUGGAGGAUGGUGGGAGGAGCUAUAGGAGGACAGGAUCAUUGUAAUGGCUGGAAUGGAAUAAAUGGAGAAAAAGAACAUUGCGAUGACAGGUUGGAUUGAAUUGUUGAUAUGCCAGAGAACUUGAAUUCUUAUGUAUGAACAGAGAAUAACAUAAAACAUAAGAACAUCAAAAUCAGGGUUGGGCUCAAUUCCAUUUCAAUUCAGUCAAUUCAGGAAGUGAACAUACAUUUAGCAAUUUCAGUUUACCUCCUGAAUUUACUGAAUUAAAAUGGAAUUGAGCCCAAACCUGAAUAAAAUAGAAGGUAUAGGUUUAGGAUAUUAAUUUGAGGUUUAAAAAGGCUUCUAAAGUUUGUAAUUUCCACUUUGAAAUGUCAGACUUGAUUUUCCCUUACGAUAAAUGUAUCAACACCAACAAAAAUGUCCAUGAAUUAUAAUCACAUAAUAAUUCAAAUGUCCUGUUGCUGCAGGAUAAUUUUCCUGCUGUAGCAAACUGGCUCAAAUUAAGAUUUGACAAAUUAAGAUCCAAAUUAAGAUCCGACAUCUGUACAACCUGUCAAUAUUGUAUGUCUUCACUGAUAUGCUAUAGGUACACUUGAUAUAUAGCUUCCGUCUGUGUUGUGUGUAGCAUGAAAAGGGGUCAGAUUGUCAGCAUCAGUCACCGGAUGCCCGCCGAGAGCCCCUUCCAGUGCUACGCUGACAUCCAGAAUCACUGGAGCAGUCUGGUAGGUUACAGCCUGGUCCCACAUCUGUUUGUGCUGUCAUGCCAACUGCUAUGGUCACUGUCAUGACAAUGGCUAUAGGAGUUGGCAAGACAGCACAAACCGAUCUGAGACCAGGCUAGGUAAGUUACACUUCACAUUAACUACCCUUCAUAAGGGCUGCAUAAAGCUGCCAUGAAAGAGACAUCUCUACGAGUCAUAACUACGAGUUUUUCCUGACCACGUUACCUGACUAGGAAAAGCUCUGUGCCCUAGUUAAAGGUUGUGAUUCCAGGUUGGGUCAAGCUGACUGUAGUGAACCAUGUGUCACUGUAAAAUCAGACUUAUUCACUAAUAGGUCACCUAAUUGGCUAGGCUUCAAGUUCUUUGGUGUCCACAUCACCAACAAACUAUCAUGGUCCAAACACACCAAGACAUUCGUGAAGAGGGCACGACAAAGCCUAUUCCCCCUCAGGAGACUGAGAAAAUGUGGCAUGGGUCCUCAGAUCCUCAAAAAGUUAUACAGCUGCACAAUCGAGAGCAUCCUGACUGGUUGCAUCACCGCCUGGUAUAGCAACUGCUCGGCCUCCGACCGCAAGGCACUACAGAGGGUAGUGCGUACGGCCCAGUACAUCACUGGGGCCAAGCUUCCUGCCAUCCAGGACCUCUAUACCAGGCGGUGUCAGAGGAAGGCCCUACAAAUUAUCAAAGACUCCAGCCACCCUAGUCAUAGACUGUUCUCCCUGCUACCGCACGGCAAGCGGUACCGGAGCGCCAAGUCUAGGUCCAAAAGGCUUCUACACUCAAGCCAUAAGACUCCUGAACAGCUAAUCAUGGCUACCCGGACUAUUUGCAAACUUGACGGUGGUCUGUCAACAUCUGUCAGCAACUAAACAUGGACUUGGCCUGGCGGAGUGUGUGUGCUUGAGUGUGCCUGUAUGCGUGUGAGUGUGUGUGGACUUGGCCUGUCAGAAUAACGGUAUGACUCACUAACGUUGGCUGGAAACAAACCAGCAGAUUUCACACCCACGCUGCCUAACAGUUUACUCCACCAUCAUGUUGUUGUUUAAAAAAAAUAAAUAUAUAUAUAUAUAUAUAUAUAUAUAUAUAUAUAUAUAUAUAUAUAUAUAUUUAAUUUUUUUGAGGGUAGAUCAGCUUAAUAUUGCAGAUAGAUUGUAACUUCCAUCAAUGUAAUUGUCUGCAUCACUUCCAAUCCCCCAUGUUUUAUAUAUAUAUAUAUAUAUAUAUAUAUAUAUAUAUAUAUAUAUAUAUAUAUAUAUAUAUAUAUAUAUAUGUAUACAUACAUAUACAUACAUACACAUACACAUACAUAUACACAUACAUAUAUAUAUAUAUAUAUAUAUAUAUACACAUAUACAUACACAUAUACACACACAUACAUACAUACAUACAUACAUACACAUACAUAUCCUUUAAAAAUAUAUAUAUAUAUAUAUUCCCCUUUAUUACUUUCCAACCACGCCACCCUUUCCCUACUUGGAGUAAACUAGUGAACAACAAUGCUUAGGCCUCUACUUCCAGCUUAUACUUACUAUCUACAUUUUAUGGACACAGUCAAUUUUACAAUAAUUAUAUUUUGUUUGUUUUUUCUCCUGAACUUCUACUCUCAACCUCUCCGAUCAUUUUCAUGAUGUCCAUCCGGUUUGCUUCUAUAUGCCAUAUCUUUCUAACUGUGCUCUUUCACAAAAGCUCUCAACCUACAACCCAUACACUUAUUAUGGACACAGCGUGCCUACAUUAUUAGUUUUCUUGUUAUUGUUUGUUGUUAGUUGUUAUUAGUCCCAUCCUUCAAUUCCAUUCAACACCUCCCAUCUAUUUUUUAACACCAUCUAUAUAGGAUUUCUAUUUGCCAUAUAUGGUCCUCUGUAGCUCAGCUGGUAGAGCACGGCGCUUGUAACGCCAAGGUAGUGGGUUCGAUCCCCGGGACCACCCAUACACAAAAAUGUAUGCACGCAUGACUGUAAGUCGCUUUGAAUAAAAGCGUCUGCUAAAUGGCAUAUUAUUAUUAUUUAUAUUAUUAUUAUUAUUUAUAUAUAUUUCAACUGUACUGUGAUGUCUUACAAAAGUUCUGAACCUUCCUAUUCUCAUUGUUUCUACAGAUUGUGAAUUGAAAAUAAACAUUUUUGCUAAAAGUAUUAUUAUUGUCACGAUCGUUAGACGGAGUAGACCAAGGCGCAGCGUGAUGAACGAACAUGUUUAUUUAUCGUUAGUGAUAAUACAAACAAUAACCGAAACAACAAACGAUACGUGCAGUCCUACGGUACAGACCAAAAGGAACAAACCAACUGGAACAAGAUCCCACAACUAUUGUGGGAAAUCAGCCUCUAUAAAUAUGGCUCCCAAUCAGAGACAACCAGCAACAGCUGACACUCGUUGCCUCUGAUUGGGAACCACUCUGGCCAACACAGAAAUACAACACAUAGAAUAUACACACCCUGGCUCAACAUAUAGAGUCCCCAGAGCCAGGGUGUGACAGUACCCCCCCCUAAAGGCGCGGACUGCGACCGCGCCUAAACAUAAACAAACCAGGGGAGGGCUGGGUGGGCAUUCCUCCUCGGAGGCGGUUCCGGCUCCGGGCUCGCCCACCACCCUCCAAUAAUCCCCCCGUAGCGCCCCUGAUCCGGUCCCGCUGGCUGGAGCUGGACUGGACAUCGUAGGAGCGGAUUGCUUAAGCUCCGGUGUGGAGCAGCUGACCGGUACCUGACCAGGCACCGGUGACCCAUGCACGGCUUGUGCCGGACUGACGACGUGCACCCCUGGCUUGGUGCGUGGAGCAGGAACGGGCCGGACCGGCCUGACGAUGCGCACCCCUGGCUUGGUGCGUGGAGCAGCAACGGGCCGGACCGGGCUGACGAUGCGCACCCCUGGCUUGGUGCGUGGAGCAGGAACGGGCCGGACCGGGCUGACGAUGCGCACCCCUGGCUUGGUGCGUGGAGCAGGAACGGGCCGGACCGGGCUGUCGAUGCGCACCCCUGGCUUGGUGCGUGGAGCAGGAACGGGCCGGACCGGGCUGACGACUCGCACCCCUGGCUUGGUGCGUGGAGCAGGAACGGGCCGGACCGGGCUGACGAUGCGCACCCCUGGCUUGGUGCGUGGAGAAGGAACGGGCCGGACCGGGCUGGCGACGCACACCGUAGGCUUGGUGUGAGUGGCAGGAACAGGCCGGGCCGGGCUGGCGACGCACACCGUAGGCUUGCUGCGAGGAGCAGGAACAGGCCGGACCGGGCUGGCGACGCACACCGUAGGCUUGGUGCGAAGGGCAGGAACAGGCCGGGCCGGGCUGGCGACGCACACCGUAGGCUUGUUGCGAGGAGCAGGAACAGGCCGGGCCGGGCUGGCGACGCACACCGUAGGCUUGGUGCGAGGAGCAGGAACAGGCCGGGCCGGGCUGGCGACGCACACCGUAGGCUUAGUGCGAGGAGCAGGAACAGGCCGGGCCGGGCUGGCGACGCACACCGUAGGCUUGGUGCGAGGAACAGGAACAGGCCGGACCGUACUGGGAACACACACCACUGGCCUUAAACGGGGAUCAGGAACGGGCCGGACCGGACUGGCAAUACACCGCAGUACCUCUCGCCGUGCCUCUACAACUUCCUUCCCUCCUCUCACCAAUGGCUCCCGUAACCCGGUGGCCUUCUCUCCUCGUCUCCCAUCUCGCCCUGUGGCAGCCUCCUGCUGCCCAGUCGCCCAUGCCGUGUGCCCCCCCCUAAAAAAUGUCUGGGGUUGCCUCUCGUCCGUCCGACAACGACACUGUUGACGCCGUUGCUCCUCUCUCGCCAGGGCCUUAAUCUUAGCCCAUGGCCCCUUGCCCCCGAGCAUGUCCUCCCAGGACCACGAUUUGCCCACCUGGGCCAUCGCCAACCUUUCCAGCUCCUUUCCCGGCGCUUCCACCCAUGUCCAGGCCGCCUGCUCCUGGACACGCUGCUUGGUCCUGGUAUGGUGGGAUCUUCUGUCACGAUCGUUAGACGGAGUAGACCAAGGCGCAGCGUGAUGAACGAACAUGUUUAUUUAUCGUUAGUGAUAAAACAAACAAUAACCGAAACAACAAACGAUACGUGCAGUCCUACGGUACAGACCAAAAGGAACAAACCAACUGGAACAAGAUCCCACAACUAUUGUGGGAAAUCAGCCUCUAUAAAUAUGGCUCCCAAUCAGAGACAACCAGCAACAGCUGACACUCGUUGCCUCUGAUUGGGAACCACUCUGGCCAACACAGAAAUACAACACAUAGAAUAUACACACCCUGGCUCAACAUAUAGAGUCCCCAGAGCCAGGGUGUGACAAUUGAUCGAUUGACUAUGACUUUUCAGAUCACCCAGUAAUGCUAUCUGCAAGGUUAGCUCCAGCUAAAUAUUGCAAUCCUUUAGCCAUUCCUGGACCUGUGUCCAAAAACAAGCUACAAAUGGACAGUACCAAAACAAAUGAUCUAAUGAUUCUGUCUCUUCGCAGCAAAAUCUGCAGAGCUGGGAAGAUUGUAUCCCCCAUAUAAAUAACAUUCCAUUGGUAGCAAGAAUUUUAUAUAAUAAUUUAAAUUGAAAGAUUCUAAGUUUUGAAUCCGGUGUCGUUUUGCGUAUCAGUUCAUAAACACUAUGCCAUGGGAUCGGUACGUUAAAAAUCUCUUCCCAACUAUUUUGCAAUCUAUAUGGGACGGCUGUCAAUCCUUUGGUCCUUAAAUGAAACUGAUAUACUUUUUUAUUUAUCACAGUUUUCCUUAUCCAAUUAUGUUCUUUAAUGCAAGGCCGACAAACAAGUUCCUUACUUUCUCACCCUUCCACUUUCCUCUUCCAUUUUUGCGGUAAGGCUGCAAUUAUUUGGUUGUAAUUUUGGGUAGAGCAGACAUUAUCAUAUGUUUUGGUUAGCUGCAUGUGCGACAUAACUCCACCAGUCCUACCGAUGAUAUCAUUUACGAAGAUUAUACCUUUUUUUAAACAUUUUGUCAAAAAAAAAAGUUUUUUUGUCAAUUAGUAUAUUUGAGUUUAACCACAAUAUUUGUUGCAUUAUUUGUUUUGUCGUUUCUGGAGGAUUAAAUUGAAAUUGCAACCAACUUUCUAUGGCUUGUUUUAGAAAUAGUGAUAUUUGGGAGAUGAUUUCCUUUUCAAAUAACUGAAAGUGAGAGGUUGUAAUCUGAAUAAAGGGAAAAAGGCCAUUCUUGAACAUUGGGUGAGACAAUCUUACUAAUUUGCUAGAGAACCAGUUCGGAUUUAAGUAUAACUUUUGUAUGACUGUCAACACCAUCAUGUUGUUAAUUAAGGUCCUGUUGCUCCUAAAAUGCCCAAUGAUAAACAUGCAUUGCCAAAGCCCUCUCCCCAACAUGUGUUAUUCAUUGAGUAUAUUAUAGGGCUGUAUGACUAUUGUAUCUCAGCCUUGAAUAAGAGCUCUCAGUGGAGAGUGGAUAGACCAUAUGUACGGGACAGCUGGCUGAUAAUAAUGCUCGACACGUUAGUGUUGGUGUUGGUCUGUUGUCACAUCUGGGGGAGUGCUUAACAUCCAGGUCACAAACAAAUCAUCUCCCUUGCUGUCUCUUCUACUGAUCCCCUCUGUUUGACACUGCUAGCUUACACACACAAAAAUACACACUCACACACAUUUGUCCUUACUACUUCUUCUUUCCUUGUUUUUUCUUAUUUUUCAGUAUGGCUACCGACUCCCCCAAAUUGAUGAGGAAGAAGUGAUUUAUUGCAGUGUAUACUUCAAACUGGUCGGAGAAAGGCUGUUCACGUAUCCUUUUAAGCCUGUGGUAUGGAUUGGGGACCAUCUGAGGCAUCUGCCUUUGGCCCACCUGUUGACUGUUAUGUUGUUACACUGACUCAAAACUGUCACGUUUAUGUCUACUCAUGCAACUAUUAUUGCGAUAGGCCACAGUUAUUGUUUUCUUGUAAUGUGUAACUGCUUGUAACCCGCAUUUGUCCCUUGAUAGGCUGUAAAAUGAAACAGUAAUUGAAAUCGGGAGAGAAAAUAACAAAACAAACACAGUGUAAAAUGGUUCACAUAUGGUGUUCUUCAAGUCAGUGUCCACUGUUUAAAUUCAUUCAAAUUUUGCAAACAUUUCAAGUAAUCUUAAAGGGGCAAUUACAUUGUUACAAAUAAUGGAGUAAAACAAGCUUAUAUUUUGGCUUCUGAUAGGGUACAACAGUUUAACUAAGCUUGUGAGGCAUUUAUAAGUUAUAUUCUUCAAUGGCUAUACAUCAUUAAUUUAGAAGUAAAACAAAUGGAUGUACCAAUCCCAGAUGACUCAUUUAAAGUGAGUUCAAUCCAGACAGUGAAGUUGUUCCAUUUCUUUAAAGGCCCAGUGCAGUCAAAAACGAGAUUUUCCUGUGUUUUAUAUAUACUUCCACACUAUGAGGUUGGAAUAAUACUGUGAAAUUGUGAAAAUGUUGAUAAUGCACUUUUAGUGUAAGAGCUGUUUGAAAAGGCUGCAUGAAAUUUCAGCCUGUUUAGGUGGGAUGGAGUUUUGGCCUGCCUGGUGACAUCACCAGUCAACGGUUAAUAGACCAAUAGACCAAUAGGAAAGAGAGUUCCAAACCUCUCUGCCAAUAACAGCUCAUUUUUAGUUUUCCCACCCUACUCAGACUACUCCCAGACAGUCCUAGCAAAAAUCUUGCUUGAGAAACUGCUAUUUUCUAAGAAGCAGUUUUUGUUUAUUUUUGACCAUUUUAAUUGAAAGCAUUCACAGUACGGUACUUAAUUGUUACCCAGAAAUGAUUUGAUACUGAGAUAAAAACAGAUGCAUUGGACCUUUACCUAGUGUGCUAAGAUACCCUCUGAGCUGUAUCCGGACUGAGCCGGUGCAGCGCUGUCCCAGGGUGGACCUCCAGGGAGCGCUCAGCUCCUUCCUAUCCCACCUUAGGGAGAGCCUGCAGGCUGUCUGUGGCUUCCCAGCCCGCAUGACCAGCAAGCCCUGCUACCACACCACCAGCCUGCUCAGCAUUGCCUCAGCACAGGUACAGGGUUCACACUAGUGGUGCACGGGUCAGCUGUUCACCCGCACAUGCCCACAAUUGCUAAUAAUCCACAACCGCCCGACUAUAUGUGAUAAAGUGAAAAUCUGAGGCCCGCACCCAACCCUAACCCGCAAAUAUAGAAAAUGCUCUAUAGGCUACAGUCAAAGAUGGCGGAAAGAUUUUUUGACAGGGGGUGCAGGACAUUUUGGUAGGCUAUUUGUUAGUCAACUUGUCUAUAAUUAGAUCCAUGCAGCUUCUCUUCUUUCAUUAUAUGUUGCCCUAGAAGACUAAAUAAACCCUUGCUCACCAGAAUAAUGUCAUAAAUCGAUAGAAUGAAUGCUUCAAUCUAGUUGACAUCGGUAAAGUUUUCUCUGUCGUCUUCUUUCAUGGAGCAAAGACCUUUAGGGACCGGGAGAAAAUGCAGUAACUCCCCCCCAAAAUUUCAGCAAUUUGAUCUGUUGUAAGGAAAUAGAAAGCUGUGAAAACAACCCAACAUGUUUCUGAUAAGAUUUCAGUUCGGCUUGGAUGCAUAUUUUAUGUGGUUGAAAUACUAUCAGCUUUUAUGAUGCUGAUAAAUAUAGCACCUCUACAGAUGGUAUCUAACUGAGCAUUAGCAUUCUCUCAAGAUACUGAAAGAAAGAAAUCAUAUUUCUCCACUCCUGUUCCCGAGUCAAAAUGUUGCCUACAUUUGGUGUAGGUUUUCAUUUUAAUGCAAGAAAUGAUUAAUUUCGUAAGAGUUAAUAUGAAGACUAUGUGAUAACUGAUGAUCAAUCGGCCCCAUCCCAGUCGUUUGACCAUGCUUACUACAAGUUUAGAUAGCUGGCCGCUAGACUAACUUACCACUCUAAAAAUGUUUAGCUGAUAUGGGCUAAUUGAGUGUCUGCUGAUGCACAACCAAAUUUAGAAAUUGCACCGUGUAUUCUAUUAUUUUAACUCUCAACAGUAAGUUGAGACCCUGACAAAAGGGGGCCGCCAGUUGCCCAUCCCUGCUAUAGAUAUAAAUUGCACAAGAAUGAUACAUUUAUGAAUUUUUUAAGGUAUUGUUUUCUCUUUAUUCAACCCGCCCUUUAUCCACACAAUAUUUAAUUACCCUAAACCCGCCUGGCCUGCGGUAUCCGUGGGUUAUGAGUCAACCCACGCACAGACACAUGCAUAGGUACAGGACUCCAGACUGUCAUUGGUACAACGUAUGUCAUUUUCCACACAUAGACGCACAUACUGGUACUAUAUUGUGACUUGAUGCAUCUCAUAUUUCGCUUGUAUUUCAAAUUACACAUGCAAGAUUUCUAACUUUUAGAAGUUUUACAAAAGAGACACUGUUCGUGAUAAAGAUUUUACUUUAAUAAUAGGUUGAUAUUUCCCACUUUAGUUUUAUCUGUAGAAUAUAUCAUCACAAAAUAAGAUUUCUCAAGAUCCAAAUUAAUGUUUGACAGUUUUCUCAUCCCAUCCUGUCAGAAAGGACCUGUGGUGAUAAAUGUCUGGGUCCUCCCAAUAGGAUGUGAGAAAUGAGCAGAAAGAGAUUAGUACAAUCUGGGUGAAUAAUACAAGGCAGAGAAAAUCCUUGAAUUUCCAAGUUGAAACAAUGGCGAAGCAUUCUACUAGCAGCUAGGUCAUAACCUCCUCCCUGAGUCAUAUUCAUUAGCACACACCGUAGCAAAACGUUUUGCAAUGGAAAACAGCCAUGAAAACGAACGAUUCAUAUUGGACAACUUCAGGUUAGUCCCUCCCUGUUUCAAUCCGUUUUGCGUCUGUUUGGUUCCUAGUGAAUACGACCCUGGUUUGUUAUGGCCCACAGAUGGUGGUGGUGGAAGCUCUCGCUGUCAAAGUGAAUAGAGUUUUAUUUGUGCUGGACCUGGAACACGACUCUGUUAUUAAAGUUUGACAAAUGAUGUGGGUGCUUGUUGAAACACCCUACCCACUGGCCACAGACGUCAAUUCAACAUCUAUUCCAUGUUGAUUCAAUGUAAUUUCAUUGAAAAACGUGGAAACAAUGUUGAUUCAACCAGUGUGUGCCAAGUGGGCAUUUACAGUGUUUAAUUAAGAAGUUAAUGAAGAAGUAGGACUUGAACUCACGGUAAUCAUCCGUUUUACAAUAGUAAUAACUGGGUACCUUGAUUUUAGGUAAUGUGAUAUAUGGUUUUUAGGUAUUAUGGAGUCAUUCAUUUCUAUGGAGUCAUUCAUUUCAUACAUUUAUAGUAUACAAAGCUGGUGCAACUCUGGGCAUUACAUCAUAUUUUUUCAAAAUGCCCUGCUACAGCAAGGUACAUCAUUAAUGUGACAAACAUGGCGCCAAAUGCCAAGUUAAUUAGCAAUCAUUUAACAAUACAACAUGUAAUGACGGUGCAGUUACAUCCACUUUGAAGCAAAUGUUUUUUACUAAGCUGCAGUACAGUUUAACUUUUUAAUGCCCAGAACUGUAUAUGUUUCCAUGUUCCAACAUCACUGCACUGUGUAUUCCUUUGUGGUCACAGGUGGCUAGUGGCAAACCAGUGAACUUGACGACCAAGUCAGCUAGCAGGCCCGUGCUGAGCCAACUCCAUGCUCCCUGCCCCAUCAAGCCCUCAUUUGGGGGGGCACCAGGCGCCCAGUCUCUCAGCCAGCCAGUGGGACAGAGUAGCAGCAGUAGCUAUCUCAGCACUGGAAGAACCCAGGGGGUCCAUCCCACUCCCCCUCAGAGUUAUACCCCAGGGAGAGGCUUGCCCUCCUCCUCUCUCUAUCCCAGUGCUGCCCCUCCCCAACCUACCACACACCCUCAACCCAGCCAGGCACUACCGACUGGACCCAAGAUGGUACCCAUCUUCAAGAACAAGGCCCUCCCGCGCCAUGUCAAUGUCACCCAGCUUCUGGCUGAGAAGCAGCAGAGGAGAGCCGAGGAGCAACGGCAGACACCUGUGUCGGGACAGAAGAGGCCCUGCCCAGCCUUCUCCUCCUCCUUUUCCUUCUGGUCUGUUCCCCCCUCUUUGUUUUCCUCGUCUACCUCUUCCAAUUGGACACAGGAAGCCCACCGGCCUCACUUUACCCCCCGUCCGCGGCCUGAAGGGGUUUCCCCACAUUCCUCCCAGGUGCACGCCAGUGAGAGCGCUUUCAGGGUGAGGGACGAGAUCGCCGUGGGUCCCCCUCAUCCUCUUCCAUCUGGCCCGCUAGGCAACAGAGGGGUGAGUCACCACCAAACACGCCGCUAGAUGUAAUUAUCACGUUUCAGGAGAAGACCCAGAUGCAGACAGUGCCGAAGUAACAAAAGUUUAUUACAAAAACGGGGCAGGCAAACAACAGGUCAAGGGCAGAGGUCAGUAAUCCAGAACAGAGUCCAAAAGGUACAGAACGGCAGGCAGUCUCAGGGUCAGGGCAGGCAGAGCUCAAUAAUCCAGGGUGGUGUGACAAGGUACAGAACGGCAGGCAGGCUCAGGUCAGGUCAGACAGAAUGGUCAAAACCAGAAAAAUAGAAAACAGGAACUUGAAAAAGACAGGCGCAAGGGGAAAACUGCUGGUAGGCUUGACGAAACAAAACGAACUGGCAACAGACAAACAGAGAAAAACUGUUUCACAUAGAAACACUGUAUUUUCGGCAGUUUUUUUUAAAUAAUGUUUAUUAAUUUUGAAAUAAUUAAAAAUAUGAAUAACAUUCCACCCAUGAGGCCACUAGGUUAUUUGAAUGCAGGAAAUGGCUAUGAUGUGAUUUCAAUCUUAGGAAUUGAGAUUAGCUCGCCUAAUUUAACUUUAAGGGCAUAUCUCCCAUUGACAUCAGUGCUUGAUUGUUUGCGUGAAGUCAAUACUUUUCUCAGGUGAGGAUUUGUCCCUUUACUGUAUGUUUGAAAGACUAGACAGUAGUCAAAUAUGUUUUAUGUGUGUAUUUGCAGAGAAUUUGAAUAUUAUUUUUUUUAUAUAUAUAAAGAUACAUUGUAUUGUAAUUAAAGUAAUGGGUUCUCACCUCUCAGGGGGACUGGUUUGAGUCAAAACCAAAGAAGCCAAAGUCUGCAGUGCAGGAUGUGGACGUGGAGAAACACGCGAGAAGUAACCAGGUAUGUCCUUUACUAUACUUUUACCUUUACCAUAGCUUUGAUUUAAAGUGAAAAUGAUGUAUUUUGCAAAUGUUCUGCAUGUUGAGAGAGGUGAUAAAUUCGACAAAUGGUUUGAGGGAGGCAAAACAUCCCACCAAAGCAGGUUGAUUAGGGGACGAUACUUCAGGGUAAGUGUUUAGCAAGAUCCAUAAACCAAAUAGAUUUUCCCACUACACCCCUAAUUUAAUUCCAUUACAAGCUUUUACUAAAUGAGAUCCAUCUAGUGUCUUGUUCCCGAGCCAGAUACUAUUUUUUACAGAUACUAUUUUAACGAAAGUUAUGACUCGGUUGAUCAUUUUUACGAGGGAGCCGGGGAAAGUUUGUUAGAAUGAUUGCUGCCAUUUUGACUGAUUCGUUUUCGGACUGGGACACACAUGGGCACUGAAUGGACAUAGUGACCUGACCUAAUAUACUUUAGGGAGGGCCAGAUGUAAUCUAUAGGGAUGUUACUCUUUGAAAUUACUUACAGUGUCUGCAUAGUUAAUUAUUUCAACUGCAGUUAUUUAUCUUUUGUAGCUGCAUUGGUUUUGGUUUUAUUUGAAUAAAUGACACAGGUAAGGUAAACUAUGGAAGUCCGAGUUGAUUUGAGCUUUUAGUUCAUUUAUACGUUUCUCUGUAAACAAACACCCAAUGGAGCCAGGAAAUUUGCCAACAUCUACACACAAUCAACAUAAAGUACAUUUUCCUGUACAAUAAAGAAUGAACAAAACUAAGGAGCUCAACACAUAAUGUUUGGAGGAUUCACAUAAGAAAUGAUGUUUGAUGUGCUCCCCCCUCAGAAGGUGAAAGUUUCUAACUACUGUGUCUGAUGACAUCACUCUCAAACUGCGAAUUGUAAACUAAGCUGAAGGAUUUUCAAAAAAUACAAAUUUCCUUAUCGGUCCAAUUUGAGAGCUAUAAUUCAGAAACUAAAGUAAGCAAAGUCAAAUCAAAUCAAAUCAAAUUUUAUUGGUCACAUGCGCCGAAUACAACAGGUGCAGACAUUACAGUGAAACGCUUACUUACAGCCCUUAACCAACAGUGCAUUUAUUUUUAACAAAAAAAGUAAAAAUAAAACAACAACAAAAAAAGUGUUGAGAAAAAAAAGAGCGGAAGUAAAAUAAAGUAACAGUAGGUAGGCUAUAUAUACAGGGGGGUACCGUUGCAGAGUCAUGUGCGGGGGCACCGGCUAGUUGAGGUAGUUGAGGUAAUAUGUACAUGUGGGUAGAGUUAAAGUGACUAUGCAUAAAUAAUUAACAGAGUAGCAGCAGCGUAAAAAGGAUGGGGUGGGGGGGCAGUGCAAAUAGUCCGGGUAGCCAUGAUUAGCUGUUCAGGAGUCUUAUGGCUUGGGGGUAGAAGCUGUUGAGAAGUCUUUUGGACCUAGACUUGGCACUCCGGUACCACUUGCCAGGCGGUAGCAGAGAGAACAGUCUAUGACUAGGGUGGCUGGAGUCUUUGACAAUUUUGAGGGCCUUCCUCUGACACCGCCUGGUAUAGAGGUCCUGGAUGGCAGGAAGCUUGGCCCCAGUGAUGUACUGGGCCGUACGCACUACCCUCUGUAGUGCCUGGCGGUCGGAGGCCAAGCAGUUGCCAUACCAGGCGGUGAUGCAACCAGUCAGGAUGCUCUCGAUGGUGCAGCAGUAUAAUUUUUUGAGGAUCUGAGGACACAUGCCAAAUCUUUUCAGUCUCCUGAGGGGGAAUAGGCUUUGUCGUGCCCUCUUCACGACUGUCUUGGUGUGUUUGGACCAUGAUAGUUCGUUGGUGAUGUGGACACCAAGGAACUUGAAGCUCUCAACCUGUUCCACUACAGCCCCGUCGAUGAGAAUUGGGGCGUGCUCAGUCCUCUUUUUUUUCCUGUAGUCCACAAUCAUCUCCUUUGUCUUGGUCACGUUGAGGGAGAGGUUGUUGUCCUGGCACCACACGGCCAAGUCUCUGACCUCCUCCCUAUAGGCUGUCUCAUCGUUGUCGGUGAUCGUUGUAAGCGUCAGAAAGAUGACAUUAUACAAAGAUUACAGUAUACCUGUGAGGAAAUGCUCUACCACCUCAGAUUCUUUCUCGACCUACAGUAGGAUAAGUAGGAAGUAAGAAGGGCUUUAUGAAAUACAUUUGAUUGAUUGAUUGAUUGGCUUUAUGAUUGAACUUGUCUUGUUUGCUAUUUAUUCAGCUGUCGAAGAUCAAUGUAGCGACCCUGCAGGCCUGGCUGAAGAGCCGCAGAGUGGUGGUACGGUCCAAGGACAAGAAAGAGGAGCUGGUGUCAAAGGUCAUGCGUUGCCUGAGUGAAUCU
This is a messenger RNA of Coregonus sp. 'balchen', 26757 nucleotides long. NCBI's taxonomy places the organism in Eukaryota, Metazoa, Chordata, Actinopteri, Salmoniformes, Salmonidae. The record is from the annotation of a GenBank genome assembly.